This is a messenger RNA of Aspergillus terreus NIH2624, 432 nucleotides long. RefSeq lists its product as uncharacterized. The transcript is spliced from 2 exons. The record is from RefSeq and is a predicted model, not a curated record. Lineage: Eukaryota; Fungi; Ascomycota; Eurotiomycetes; Eurotiales; Aspergillaceae. Bases 1 to 432 code for a protein of 143 amino acids.
AUGGCGAAAGAAUUGUUCAUGGUGUCGAAUUUGACGGCUGAACCAGCCCGUGACUCAAACGAGAAAGUCACCCACGGUACCAACAUCUACAAUGUUGACAUUGUCAUCCACAACCGCGUCGACCCUGACUACUGCGGGGAACUUGCAGCGCUGGAGUUUAUCCCGAGGGAGAAGAGGACCGACUCGGGAGAGUUGUUUGACGUCUCUCUACUCCAAUUCAGCAGAUGGGAGACAUAUCCCAAAAGCCAGUGCGCUUUUGACCCUGAGCGCCGUCUAGUCCGUCCGUUACAGAAAGGUCACGCUACCCUCCGCCAACCAACACCUAUCCAUUCCCGCGAGCAGUGGCACCGAGCACUAUUGAAAGCCAAUACCGCCCCCGUUGAGUUUGAAAUUGUUGCACGGAAGUCAAUCAAGAGACAGGGUGCGCCGUGA